Molecule: messenger RNA, 1473 nt
Organism: Ornithodoros turicata
Lineage: Eukaryota; Metazoa; Arthropoda; Arachnida; Ixodida; Argasidae
Exons: 8
Coding region: 40-363 (107 amino acids)
Source: RefSeq, a predicted model, not a curated record
ACGGCGUGGAGGUGUGUUCGCAGCUGGCUUUUCCGUCCCAUGGGAGCCCUGGUAUAUGCAAAACUAGGACUGCAGCUGCUGACUGAGAGUGGUGCUAUAGAGGAAGUCAGAGGCAGCGUGGUUGACGUUUACUGGCAAGAGGGGGAAGAACCAGAACCGGCAGAGCUACUGUACUUUGGUAAACAGUCCGUCCUCGAGAAAAAGCGAUCUCGACUAGCCGAAAAAGCCGCACAUCGGAGUUGUGACAGCACAGCAGUCGUGCGUCAGCAAAGGACAUGUACGAGUUGUGCGGAGAAAGAGAAUACUAUUCAAGAACUGCAGAAGGAAAUUGCUGGGUUGAAGCACACACCUGAACGCAACUGAAAGCACACCUGGUGUGCUUUGUUUUUGUUGUUUCUCCCAUGUCUCUAGGGGCUGGUGGUAUAUGCUUUUACGUUUUGUUUGCAGAUGCAGCAACAAUGGUUAAAAGGCUACGAAAAACACUACUCGAGCUGCAGUCCAGGAGCUCGAGCUGCAGGUGGGGGAGGAGGGAGCGGCAUCAUUCCGUGUGGCAAGGGUCCCCAACAACACAGAGACGUCCUGCGACCAUCCCCAGGAUGUCAACCCCGGACGACGAUGGCAUCCUCAGGAAGUUAUCAACUGGUCCUUCCAGUGUUACCUCCGUGUUAAAGUGGGACUCCCGGUCAUAUCACCUGCACAUCCUCAGGGUGUCAACCUGGAACACUCGCAGGACCUUGUGAGGAUGACUUCACCUGCAACCACCUGUACCUCAUUUUUCUGCGUAUAAUUUAUACGAAACCAGACGCAGUCCUUCUCUUUUUCCAUACAUCUUGAUUAACUUCCGCGAUACAAUCUCACUGUUUGUUUCUAGCACAAUUCAUAACGGACAACGAGCGCAGCGGUUUAAAGUGAAAGCAGAGAGAAAUAUAAAAGACAAAAAAAAUCUUUUCAGGGGCACGAAGUCCGAAAAGCCCACUCCGAAAGAUACUAGAAUUCUCUUCCGAAGCUAAAACAGACACUGUUUAUUGCUGGUAACGCGUACGUUCGAGAGUCCUGCUCGCCUGUGACACAAAACGAAGGAUUCAUCCGUAAUGGUCAAGAGACUGGUCAAGAGAAAAUAACUGCAAGACUCGAAAGGUCACAAGAAGUGGGGGCAGAAACGGUGAAUAUUGGAGAUGGUGUCGUCAUUGACAAGGCAGUCCUCGAUCGCCUUCACUCACACUGCCGGGGGGCACCUGCAAAGUUCGCCAGGCAUUUGCUUCGGAACGUUUUUACCCCUGAUGAGCUUCGGGGCAAGUCCUUAUUUGGGAAGGGCACCAAUGCGAGGAAAGAUCUACCAGUGAAGGAGCCAUUAGAUCCUGUCCGUGUCAAUGCAGUCAAGCUACACGUGUGGAAAGUUCGACACCACGGUCGUCCAGAUUAAAAAUAGCCUUUCGUCUAUGCUAUCACGAGAAAUAAAUUGAAUUGUGUGUA